Phytomonas sp. Hart1 is the source of this 1593-nucleotide messenger RNA. NCBI's taxonomy places the organism in Eukaryota, Euglenozoa, Kinetoplastea, Trypanosomatida, Trypanosomatidae. The record is from the annotation of a GenBank genome assembly.
AUGCUGUCGGCGCACAUCAUCCCGAUCGAGCAGACGAUCGAGGCCACCUUUGACCCCACCAUUGAGCAGGCGAGCGCAAGCAUGGACCACUCCAGUCCCAAUUCACUGCUUUCCCUGCCCUUUUCCUCCGUCCCUCAGCCCAUGGUGGGGUCACUCAUCAUCAUCAUGGUGGGGCUUCCCGGACGAGGCAAGAGCUAUGUGGGGCAGCAAAUAUGCUGCUACUUUCAGUGGAAUGGACUGAAGUGUAAGAUUUUCUCCCAUCAAUCGUACCAACGCAACCACUUGCAGAAAUACAGGCCGGCUGAGGAGGCCGCCAGUGGGGGUGUUAGUGAGCCGCUGAUGCAAGCAGAUAUUGCGAACAAGAUCAUUAUUGAAAUCGCAACUGACAUCGUAGCAUUUAUAUCAAAUACAGAUCGUGUGGCUAUUUUGGAUGGGACAAACUCAACGAACUCCCGGCGCCAGGCGAUAUUACGCGCUCUUAACGAGCAUCUGAGUAUCAAAUCAAACCGCAUUGUUUUUGUCGAGAUUGUUAGCAAUGACAAAAAGACGAUUAGCAGAAAUAUCUUACGGGCUCGGGAGAUGCAUGUGGAUCCGCCAGAAAAUUUUGAACAGCGCUAUUACGAGAACAUCGCACGACACGAAUCGAUAUAUGAAACCCUCAAUCCUAUCCGCGAUACGGAGCUUUCGUACAUCCAAAUCCAGGAAAACAAUAUAUACUCUCUCAACAUGAUUUCGGGUUGGAUGCCGUCUCGACUUGCGUAUAUGCUUCACAACUUCAACCAGUCUCAGCAGAAUGUGUACUUGACACGUGCGGGUGAACACGUCAAUUUGAUUUCCGGUCGUAUCGGUGGAAACUCUGAGCUAACGGAUCGAGGGGUCGCCUACAGUAUCGCACUCUUUAAUUUCUUCAAGGAGGAAGUCGGUGCUUCAAAUCCCUUUCAGGUGAUGUCGAGUUCCUCUAUACGGUGCAUGCAAACAGUUCGUUACUUUGCCGAGGAGAGCGCCAAACAAAUGUCUAACUCUUGCACUUCCAAACCAGGGGAGGCUGCGGCAGUGAAGCUCAACUGCAACGUGAACUACAUUCCCACUCUAGAAGACAUUAGCUAUGGCGACUGCGACGGUCAACUGCUAACUGAUAUUUCUAAGACGAUGUUAUCCACACUUCAGUCGAUUAAGGCAGAUUCCUAUAACACACCCUGGCCCAAUGGAGAGUGCAUUCAACAUGUUUUCAAUACCCGUUUAGAGCCCCAUAUCCAUGACAUCCAAGCGAGCUCAACUCCCGUUCUCGUGGUCUCGCAUUUGACGCUUCUGCAGGGGUUGCACGCCUUCUUCGUUACGAAGGAUACACAGGUGGUGGCACCGCAAAAUGCAUAUCGGAUAAAGAUUCCGCUUGAGACUGUUGUGAGGAUUCGUAUCGUGGGUAUACACCGCGUUGCGGAGUUGGUGAACCUCUCAAAAGAAGUUGAUCAAAUCGAGCUGGAAAUGAUGGGAAAGGUUUCUAGAGCUACACGGUCCCACAUUAACAAAUUCCUUAGCUUGCUCCAAAACUCUUCUAAUCCUGACUUGAAAGGUAUAACUAAGCCCCUAAACUAG